Messenger RNA from Drosophila serrata, 2675 nucleotides. RefSeq lists its product as uncharacterized. Gene Ontology annotation, cellular component: nucleus. Gene Ontology annotation, molecular function: zinc ion binding; DNA-binding transcription factor activity, RNA polymerase II-specific. NCBI's taxonomy places the organism in Eukaryota, Metazoa, Arthropoda, Insecta, Diptera, Drosophilidae. The record is from RefSeq and is a predicted model, not a curated record. Gene Ontology annotation, biological process: regulation of transcription by RNA polymerase II.
CCGAUUGUGUCGCGGUGACAAACAACCCGGAGAGGAGAGGAUAUAGCAGGAGCAAGGGACUGGAGUGGAGCAGCAGCGGUGGGGGGCAGGUCGUCACCCGGAUACAGACACAAAACUUUUUCGAGUGCCCCAGUCCCAGUAGCAGCAGCAGCAGCAUCAGCAUCCAUUAAAGUUGGACAAAUAUUUGUUGUGAAAAUAUAUAUCACCAUAAUUUCUGGGACUCCUGGACUCGUUACGGGAUGUGGGCGCGCAUUUUGACUUCCACAUGGAUUUGGCACAAGAAAACAGGCAACGAAAUUGGUAAAGUUGCAUAAUUACGACACGCACAUGAACACACAUGAGAGGCGACGAGUUCGGGCGUUGCUGUGAUGCACUGCAGCAUUUUGGCCAGCUUUGGGCUCGGGCACUUUGAUUGCGGCCGCCGCCAUGGAAACGUGUCGCACCUGUGCGAUUUCCAUGUUUGUGUGCGAUUUCGAAAAUGGCAGCAACAACUUCCUGGACCUCUACCAUUCCAACUGCUGGCCAAGCGAAAUGGCCCAAAUACGCCAGCAGUUCCUCAACUGGAAUUUAAAGAUCUCACCUAAUGAUGGGCUGCCCCAGAAGAUUUGUAGCGACUGCUUCACCAAGUUCUGCUCCAUCCAUUCUUUCCGCGUGGCCUGCCAGGAGGCGCAGGUGAAGCUAUCAAACAUUUACGACAAGAUCGAUGCCAGCAGCUUGGAGGAUGGGCAGCAGGAGGACUUGGACCAAGAAGAGGAUCCUUAUGAUCCAGGGACAACCAUAAUAACAACAACAACAACGACGGUUUCAGCCGAAACACAACCAACAAACACUGCCACUGAACCCAUACAGUUUUUUGUGGAUGCCCUAGACAUCGAAGAAGAAUCGGAAGAGGAGGCGGAGACAGUGGAAGCCAAGGCGGAGGAGCAAUCACCGGAGGAAUCUGCCCCCCCGGAACUGACCAUUAGCUAUGCCUGCAAGUUUUGCCUGCAGCCGCAGGAGAGCUAUCAUCUGCAGCAACAUUUACUGGAGCACAUCAAUGCCACCCAUGAUCCAGAGCAGCCGUACAACUGUCCGGAGUGCGAGGCGCGAUUUCAAGAUGCUGCCUCCCGGACUGUGCACCUCAAGAGCUGUCACGUAGAGAAGCAGCACGCCUGCGAGGUGUGCGGCAAAAAGUACAGCGAUCGGCACAAUCUGCGCCACCACGUCGAGAAGUAUCAUUCGGAGACGGACUUUGAAUGCGGCCUGUGCGAGAAGCGAUUCUUCACGCGGAAAAGUCUCAACUACCACAUGAAGUGGCACAAUCCGGAGCGCCAGUUCAAGUGCCGUCAGAAUGGAUGUGAGCGUUUGUUCAUCAGCCAGCGGCACCUCAAGUGUCACGAGGCCACGCACACGGGCACUAGUGCCAGGAAGAGUGAGCACUGCGGCUUCUGCGGAAAGACUUUCAUACACCUGAAGACCCUUCGCUGGCAUAUCUACAGGCAGCAUGGCGGCGAGAAGCCCUACAAGUGUGCCAACUGCACGGAGGUUUUCGCAUCAUAUGCGGAGAAACGGAUCCACAUGCUGGAGCAGCACAGGGAGAAUUUGACGGCCAUCGAGCGAAGUGAGUGUAUGCUGUGCCGCCAGGCCUUUACCAGCGAGCAGGAUCUGGUCGUGCACAUGUCCGCCGAGCACUUGCAGCAGGCCGGAGCACCGGUGAUUGCCAACAAUAAGCGAGUGCUCCAGCAGAAGCGGGAGCGCCAGUAUUCCGGACUCUUUCAGUGCGACAGUUGCACCCAGCGGUUCAACAUGAAAUCGGCACUGGAGCGGCAUGCUGCCGUCCAUUCGGAGAAGGAUCGACCGCACGCCUGCCCACACUGCUCGAAGAGAUUCAAGCGGGCCCAGGACAUGAAGUGGCACAUCAAGACGCACGAGAAGGAGAAGCCCAAUGUGUGCGACGUCUGCGGCAAGGCCUUUGCCCUGAAGUAUGUACUGACGCAGCAUCGCUUGAGCCAUGAGAUCUUGGAGAAGAACUUUAAGUGCAACGUUUGCGGUCGCGCCUAUCUGUUUGAGAAGUCGCUGCGGCUUCAUCAGCGGGUUCACACCGGCAAGACCUACUACAAAUGCGAUCUCUGCCAAGAGCGAUUUGUCACACACAUCAAGCUGAAAACUCACAUGCAAAAGACACACGCCUCUCAGCCGAAUAUAGCUGAUCCUCUGGAUGAUUUGAUAAACAUUGUGAUUUCCUAGACAAGUGGAAGUGAAUUAUAAUACACACAAAACUGCAUCGCAUUGGGAGCGUAGCUCUCGCUGACUACUAAACUCGAACCUACUUAGAUCUUAUAGAUAUCGAUUAUACCCUCCAUCCAAUCACUAGACCAUAUGCACACAGGGAUCGAAGAGUCGCGAAGGUGCUGAAGAGCUUUAUCUAGUAUACUCUAUAGGCAAAUACAUCUCACUUUAUUCCCUCUAUUAGUCCAGUCCAAGCCCCAUAUCUAUCUCUGAUUCAUAUUUAUCACGCAGAACGCCUCUUACACUCCAAGCACAUGCAACUAUAUGUGUUGAUUAUCCACUUGACCAUUUGAUGACCAUUUAGCGAUAAGCAAUAAGCAAAGAGAACAAAUGAGAGAUGUUACAAAAGCAAUUAAAGCUUCACGGCAAACUUUUAAUGCUCAACAAAAUGCAUUUAUUCCAGAUGA